AUGGAUUUCACGCUUCGCUGCAACUCUCUUAAAUGCCGUACGCAGCUCCCUGAUAGAGCAGUCGUCACCACCUGCAGCCAUGUCUUUUGCGUCACCUGCUCAAGCGAGCUUGGCCUUUCCAGAGCGGAUAGCGCCGUCCGCGCAUGCCCUGCCUGCGAUACUCCCUUGACGAAUCCAGACGACGCUGUUGAGACCCGCCUGGAUCCUACCGAGGACUACAAGACUAGCGUUCUCAGUGGCUUAAGUCCGACCAUCAUCAUGGAGUGUGCUGGAAGGGCUCUGGCGUUUUACAGCUACCAGACCUCUCAGGAAAUAAUGUAUCAAGAAUACCUCGCAAAGAGCCUGACUGAGAAGUAUACCAUUCUGAACGCGCAGAUGGAUAAGGUGGUCCACGAUGCCAAUGCCGAGAUCGCCGGUCUACGAGACAAGCUCCACGUGGCGCAGCAAGAGCAACGGCGGCUUGAUGACGAAAUGCACAAGAUGGCAGACGCAUAUCGAGAGAAGGCAAAGACUCAGGCGCACCUCCACAAGGUCUAUACACAACUCAAGGCACAGGUUCUCGCCGGUCAGGUUGCUUCUGCCGCAUCCGACGAUGCUGAAGCAACCUUGCAGUCAGCUACCGGGGACCAAUUCACUGGCUCGGGAGGAGGGCAUCCAAAGCUACCACAUGAUCGGAAUGCUGUGCGGUUCGGCAGCCGAAACCGGAGCAAUGACACCAUGAUCGGUGGCCAAGGACCCAGUGGCCGUCUAUUUAGUCAUCUCCAAUCAAUGGCAUACCCCAGCAUCGCACUCGUCUUGGAGAGGCGAAUGGUCAGGUCUACCAUCCAGUGGGCCACGGAAGCGUACAUGGCACACCGAUGA
This is a messenger RNA of Lasiodiplodia theobromae, 861 nucleotides long. RefSeq names its product Cyclin b1 interacting protein 1. The record is from RefSeq and is a predicted model, not a curated record. The coding region runs from base 1 to 861 and encodes 286 amino acids. Gene Ontology annotation, molecular function: ubiquitin protein ligase activity. Gene Ontology annotation, biological process: reciprocal meiotic recombination. The transcript has 5 exons. Gene Ontology annotation, cellular component: synaptonemal complex. Lineage: Eukaryota; Fungi; Ascomycota; Dothideomycetes; Botryosphaeriales; Botryosphaeriaceae.